This is a messenger RNA of Sesamum indicum (sesame), 865 nucleotides long. RefSeq names its product HR-like lesion-inducing protein-like protein. The record is from RefSeq and is a predicted model, not a curated record. NCBI's taxonomy places the organism in Eukaryota, Viridiplantae, Streptophyta, Magnoliopsida, Lamiales, Pedaliaceae.
CGUCGUCUACUCAAGUGAGGAAACACUUACAGGGCUCCUUGAAUCUCUCUCCCUCCACCCUCGUUCGAAAUCUCUGUCUUCUCACUACCCCAAAUUUAGAGAGAGAGAGAGAGAGAGCAAUGGCGUUCGUGUCUUUCCUUGGGAGGGUGCUGUUCGUGUCUGUCUUUGUUCUCUCCACUUACCAAGAGUUCAAUGAAUUCGGAGUUGAUGGUGGGCCAGCAGCAAGGCAAUUAAGGCCAAAGUUCAAUGUCUUCUCGAAGCAUGUGGCAACUCAGACUGGAUUUCAACUGCCGCAUGUAGAAAUGAAACAUUUGAUAUUGGGAGCCAUCAUCAUGAAGGGGCUUGGGAGUCUGUUGUUUGUCUUUGGCAGCUCAUUUGGAGCUUUCAUUCUGCUUCUGCAUCAAGCAAUUUCAGCACCCAUCUUGUAUGAUUUCUACAACUACGAUGCUGACAAGAAGGAAUUUGCUCAGCUCUUUGUCAAGUUCACUCAGAACUUGGCACUGCUCGGUGCACUGCUUUUCUUCAUUGGCAUGAAGAACUCAAUGCCAAGGCGAUCGGUAAAGAAGAAGGCUCCCAAAGCGAAAACAAAUUAAGAGGACAAACAAUGAUGAUCAGUUGUAGUCGGUACAUUAAUUUAUCUUUGCAAUUUGCCCGAUCGUUAUCAGAAUCAGUUUUUGUACGGUUGUACGAUUAGCAGCGCUUGAGGGUUUCCGUUUUUGUUUAUCUACUUUUUGGCAACCAUGUGUAUCUUGGCCAUGGUACCUUUCUGAAUCCUCCUUGAACUUACCUGCUACAGUUGAGGAAUUAACCACAGAUGAAGGAAUUGGCAUUGACAAUUUUUUCUUUACCUUUGAAAUUCUUGGAA